This is a messenger RNA of Lodderomyces parapsilosis, 1074 nucleotides long. It is a transcript of the gene ULP1, whose product is annotated as Ulp1p. The transcript has a single exon. Gene Ontology annotation, biological process: proteolysis. Gene Ontology annotation, molecular function: deNEDDylase activity; cysteine-type peptidase activity. Bases 1 to 1074 code for a protein of 357 amino acids. NCBI's taxonomy places the organism in Eukaryota, Fungi, Ascomycota, Pichiomycetes, Serinales, Debaryomycetaceae. The record is from RefSeq and is a predicted model, not a curated record.
AUGACGUCGUUUGCAUGGCUGGAACACAAAGGUUUUUGCAUAGAUCCUGGAUACUCUCCAUCAAAGGAACCAUCCAUCACGACCAAUGGUAUAGACGAGCUACCAUGGGAUAAGUACAUCGUACAAGAAAAUGUUGAUGAUAACCCCACAACCAAGAAUGGACCUAACGAGCCCACAACAAAUAAGAAAUUGACUAAACUGGAGAAGCGUGAAUUACGACAAAAUAAAAAGGUAAAUGUACAACGGAGGAAACAAAUGCAGAGACAAAUGGAAUUGGAUUCGAGCAACAUUGCUAUUGAAGCUACAUUCAAGCCCUAUUUAGCAAAGCAAGAACUCAAACAAUUGUACGACAAAAUCAUCAAAAAGACAACCACAGCCAAAUCAGGAGUCUCAGAUUUCAAAGUUGCCCAUUGUCAUUCCAUAUCGGUGUAUAAAUCCGAUUUGGAGCAUAUCCUACCCGGCGAAUGGAUCAACGAUAACAAUAUAUCCUUGAUUUACGAGCUCAUAAAAGAGACAUUUAUUGACCUGGGAUCAUGUCGACCAUUUACCAACCAAAUUCAGCUCCUAUUCCCCAGUGUAGUUCAACUCGUGCAACAUUUCCCAGCUUCCGAUAUUGAAAAUCUUUUACCCAUGGACGAUUUGAAGAAACUGAAGUUUAUAUUUUUACCCAUCAACAUGAUUGACGAGCCACUAGAAGAGUUGGAUUUGGAAACAGCAAAUAAUGGUGACCAUUGGGUAUUGGGGAUUCUUUCUCUUCUUGAUGACAAGUUAUACAUUUAUGAUUCAAUGAGGAUUGAUGAUGACAUCAAAGGUGAUCAACAAUUGCAGAACCUAUGUAAAAAACUCGAGAGUUGUUCGAACUUGGUACGAGGGAAGAUAAAAGUUGUUCAGUUGAGUUGUGAUCAGCAACGAAAUUUCGACGAUUGCGGAGUAUUUGUUGUAAUGAUUACUUGUUAUCUUGUCAAUCAAUUUUGUUUCAGGGAUGAAAUAUCGUUGGAUUUGGCGCAUGUCAAGUUUAACCCUCUAGAUGCUAGGCUAUCGUUGAUGAAAUUGAUUUCAAAUUUCGUUUCGUAG